AUGGCGACUGCUCAGUGCCGGCAAGGGGCCAACGGCAGCUGGAUGCUGCCGCUGGUGGUAGCUGUCUUGGCUGGAAUCGCUCUGCUGACCGCGUCCGUAAAUGGGUUAAGUUCAACAGGUGAAAGAGAGAGCCGAAAACUUUUCGGUGGGUACCGAAUUACGCCAAAGUUCUGCAAUGCUACGCGGUCGCUGCUGAAACGUGAGCCGGAACGACGUGGCCCUACGAUCUGCAUGUUCAAUCACGAAUGCUUCCAGCGGCAGGGUGAAGUAGUGGGUGCCUGCAUGGAUGGGUUUCUGUUCGGGACCUGCUGCGAGUUGCCGCUCACGAAGGACACCGUGGCGACGGACGCACUGAUGGAGCAAAUCAACACCACCGAACAGUCGGCCCAAUCGUCGCUCAGUUCAGCCAUCGCCAGCCAGUACGAAAAGUUUGGCAGCCAGAUGACGAGCGGUGGGUAUGGGGAAGGUGUGGUGCAUGUAGAGCAGGACCCACCAAAGCCCGAUUCGCUGGAAACGGACACGAGUGGUGGCUACACGGCGAGCAUUGAAAAAAUCAAACCACUGUUUACGAAAAUCCAAAACAACAACUACAUCGUAAAUGAUGAUCUGGACGAGGAUAUCGUGCUGAACAGUAUCAGCGCAAACAAGUACGAUGUGGCUAGCGAUGCGGUGUCUGUGUACUCACCCUCCACCAACAAGAUUAAGACGGAAAGCGAUGAGCUGCCCUCAUCUUCGCUCGGUUACCCUUCCACGACGGAAUCGGACGAGACGCACUACGUGCAGGUGAACAAGGAUGGUGUGUACAGUGCCGAAAUUCCUUCCCUGUUGAGUGCAUACGGUGAAACGGGUUCGAGUGAAACGAGCGGCACCGGAUCGUCCUCCAUAUCGACGGAAACAAGCACCGACAUCACGGCUACCGGGGUGCAACAAAUUGCCAACCAAAUCUUCCAGGAGAACAGCCAAUUUUUCGACCACAGUGACAUCACACAUCCCGCUGCCGAAACGGAUCUACUCAACGAGCACGGUGCCGUUGACCAGAGCUAUGCCAACCCGAAUGACUUUUCCGGCGUACCGCAAGCGUCUCAAGCGGUGCCUCAACAGUCAGCACCAACGGUAAAGCCUAUAAAGGUAACCUAUCCGAAGCCACAGUUUAAGCCUCGCCCGAAACCGACACAACCGAGCUCGAAUGAAGCUGCCGGCAAUAGCCAGUACGUUUUGGUGCAGACAAUCUCGAAUGACACUAAAAACGACACACAGUCCAAGCCGACUGUUUCCAUGAACAACAUUCCCUCGAUCGAGUCGAUCAUUCUUAUGCUGAACGAUUCGAACGUUGGUCCACAGUACGAAACCGACGAUGCCAACGCUACGAAGGCUUCGUUCGAGGCAUCUACCGCGCCGUCCACUUAUGGAACGGCUUCAAUCGACUACGACAAGUACGGACCUACCAGCUUCUACAUCACAAAGCCACAAAAGACUGACGCACCGACGGUUACACAUACCACCAGCAAUGUUCCAUCCACGAGCUACGUUUACAGUCCAAAACCUACGAAACGGCCCACUUUAGCACCGGUUGUAGUGCAAGCCACCCUGCUAACGAACAGUGCCGUCUCCUAUGGGGGAUCUGCUUCACCGCAAAGCGAAUCUCUGCCCUCCUCGACACAUCGACCACCACCGACGAAAAUUAUAGUGUCAUCGAGCACUUCCAAGCGACCGGUUCUUAUCACAACAGACACGUUAGCUAGCAGUGGCUAUUAUACCGGCCCAACCAGGCCCGCAUCCACGGUCUCCGUUUCUUCCGUGCAACCAACGAAAAAGAUCACGACGAUCGCUACCAAACGUCCUAUCGCUACCACGAUCAAGCUGCCAGAGUACAUUGUACAGUCUUCGACAUUGUCCCACCAGAACCCGUCAACGUUGGCCAACGUUAACUACAUUCAAAUUGCAAGUGCCUCCGAUAAUCCAUCGCCCACCGUACACAUCACGCCGAAGCCUGUCGUUGGGCUUGUAACGUCUUCCACGUGGAACAACAAUCACAACAACAAGAUAGGAUCGUCGGUAGCACCGAGCAGUUCUCGGCCCGGAUUCUACGAGAACACACCACCCGUCUACAUGUCGUCGAUUGGAGAUUUCGAGGAUGAGGGCUACUUUGGAUCGACUAGCCGGCCAGCCUUAGACAAUACUGUUACCUCCACCGCUAUCUACACAAUUGUGGACAAUAAUAACAACAAAAUCAGUAACUUCGCUUCGUCCACCUAUGCUCCUUAUGGACCGACAGCAUCGUACGGUUCGACUCCAUCCUAUCCGAUAGGAAACCGUGUACCACCGAAACAGCCUAGCUUGCAAACUUACGGACCACCGGCAGUAGUUGAAGUGUCCACACUCAAGAACGAACUCUACACUACGCCAGAUGAUAUCAACAAUUUCCCACCGGUGCGCAAUCCUAACCUUAAUCUGACCGACCCUACCACCAUGUCGAACAUUACGAAGAUCGAGAACGGUAUUUACGGUACACCGGCGAGCGAGGAGGACAAGGUUAACAUGCUCGUCAACAAGAUUGUGCAGACAUUCAAUGGUAACUUUGAGGAACUGGAACAAAUUCUGAAGGAGCGUAAGAACCUUACCAUUACCAGUACCGCUGGAUCGCUUGCUGCGACCACUGCAGUUGCACCUGCAUCAGUUUCGUCCACUAGCGAAGGAUCCGCUCCCACCUCCAGCACCACUCCGAAGCCUAAGAAGAAGAAGAAGCGUCCGAGUGGCAACAGGAAGCCUUCCAAUGGUACCACCACUAGCUCUGGAAGCUCCACAAAGAAACCAACCACUAAGCCCACCGUGUUGGCUGACAGUGCUGCCAGUAACGCAACCUCCGUCAAACCAUCGUCUCGUCCUUCGAAGAAACCAACCAAGGUACGACGUCCGAGUAACUCCACCAAACCAACCAGCGGAUCCAAGCCAACCUCCGCAACAACGCUCAGCAAACCGAUCGCCAACGAUAGUCCGGCAAAACCGGCCAAGCCGUCCAGCACGAAGCCGAAACCUUCCACAUCCGCCAGUACAGCGUCCGGCUCACGGCCGAAACCCUCCACAUCGCCGAAACCAUCGACAGCUACCAGCACGACCAAGAAACCGGUCCGUGCGUCCACCACCAAGCGGCCAACGCGCAAACCGAGCACCCGGCCGACGCUAGCCGAUGCGGACCUCACCACCACCCAGCUGACGACGACGCGCAAACCCACCAAAGUCACGAAGCGCCCCACCAAACGCCCAUCCUCGACGACGACGACCACCACCGCCGCCCCGGAAGACGAAACGAUCGACGAGGAGGAAAACGCCGUGGACGGUGAGGACGAGGAGGAGGAGGAGGACGAGGACGUUGGUGAGGAGACGAACGAGACGGUAGACCAGCAGUCGGCAGGAGGGAGAAAGAUUCUUUGUGGCCAGCGGCCGUUGAUGAAGAGUGGACGCGUGGUAGGCGGUAAGGCAUCGAAGUUUGGCGAAUGGCCCUGGCAGGUGCUUGUUCGGGAGUCGACCUGGCUCGGACUUUUCACCAAGAACAAGUGCGGUGGUGUGCUGAUCACGAACGAGUACGUCAUCACUGCCGCUCACUGUCAACCGGGCUUCCUUGCCUCGUUAGUGGCCGUGUUUGGGGAGUUCGACAUCUCCAGCGACCUGGAAACGAAGCGUUCCGUCACGAAGAACGUGAAACGUGUCAUCGUUCACCGGCAGUACGAUGCGGCCACCUUCGAGAACGAUCUAGCCAUCCUGGAGCUCGAGAAUCCCAUCCAUUACGACGUUCAUAUAGUGCCAAUCUGUAUGCCGGGCGAUGAAGCUGACUUUACCGGGCGUAUGGCAACGGUUACGGGCUGGGGCCGGCUAACCUACGGUGGCGGUGUACCCUCCGUCCUGCAGGAAGUUCAGGUGCCGGUCAUCGAGAACAGCGUCUGCCAGGAGAUGUUCCACAUGGCCGGACACAACAAGAAGAUCCUACCAUCGUUCGUCUGUGCCGGUUACGCAAAUGGAAAGCGAGAUUCCUGCGAGGGUGACAGCGGUGGUCCGCUGGUCCUACAGCGUCCCGAUGGCCGGUACGAGCUGGUCGGUACCGUGUCCCACGGUAUCCGGUGUGCCGCCCCUUACCUGCCCGGUGUCUACAUGCGAACAACCUUCUACAAACCCUGGCUACGAAGCGUUACUGGCGUGAAAUAACAUCC
Messenger RNA from Anopheles maculipalpis, 4205 nucleotides. It is a transcript of the gene flz, whose product is annotated as serine protease filzig. The record is from RefSeq and is a predicted model, not a curated record. The transcript is spliced from 8 exons. Lineage: Eukaryota; Metazoa; Arthropoda; Insecta; Diptera; Culicidae. Gene Ontology annotation, molecular function: serine-type endopeptidase activity. Gene Ontology annotation, biological process: proteolysis. Bases 1 to 4200 code for a protein of 1399 amino acids.